Molecule: messenger RNA, 841 nt
Organism: Daucus carota subsp. sativus
Lineage: Eukaryota; Viridiplantae; Streptophyta; Magnoliopsida; Apiales; Apiaceae
Product: AT-hook motif nuclear-localized protein 1
Exons: 6
Coding region: 1-648 (215 amino acids)
Molecular function (GO): minor groove of adenine-thymine-rich DNA binding
Source: RefSeq, a predicted model, not a curated record
AUGGACUCGAAUGGAGGGAGAAGGAGUAAUUCAUUAUGGUCCAGGGGCGGCGACAGAGGGAGUGACUCCGGUGAAUGCGGAAGGGAAGAAGAAGAGGAGGAGGCCAAAAAAGCAUGGACGAGAGAGUCCCCGGGACAAGAUGUUUUACCACAUAUUUUGUUUUUUUUAGGUGGCCAGGUGGCAUUUUCUGUUGAUGCCGCCAACUUUGAUUCUCGUGUGGUGACGGUAGAUCCCGGCGAGGAUGUCGCAGUCAAGUUAAUGUCAAUUUCAAGAAGAGAGGCUAGGACCGUACGUGUUCUUGGCGGAAGUGGUGCGGUGUCUGUUGUGACUCUUCGUCAUUUAAAUCCAUACGGGGACACUAUGAUUUACGAGGGGAGCUAUGGGAUGUUUUUUUUGUCUGGAUACUUCACUCCUAAAGAUAUUGGUGGAAAAAAAGCCAUAGUUGGGAGCAUGACUGUCUCGUUGGCAGGUCCAAAUGGAAGUGUCAUGGGUGGUGUACUUGCUGGUUCGUUAAUUGCUGCUGCUCCUGUUCAGGUCGUGAUUACAAGCUUUCGUCCUAGCAAUGAGGAGCCAAAACAGUUUGCGCCAACUUCCUCCCUUGUCCCUGCUACAGGGGACGGCGAGACUCGGGGAGCCAAAACAGUUUGAACAGGGAACACUUUUUCUCAUAUUUUUCAAUCUACUGAUGUUUUAAGUGAUCAGUAACCUGACUUCCAAAUAUAGAAAGAUAGACUGUCGUUGGAUAUCAAGUCUAUCACAAAAUUAUAUAUAAUCAAAAUUGCACACCCAAAAAUAUUUUACAAGGACCUUGCACUUUCAGGUGUUGAACGGCUGUAUCUUA